Messenger RNA from Fundulus heteroclitus (mummichog), 2974 nucleotides. RefSeq names its product solute carrier family 46 member 1 (gene slc46a1). NCBI's taxonomy places the organism in Eukaryota, Metazoa, Chordata, Actinopteri, Cyprinodontiformes, Fundulidae. Gene Ontology annotation, cellular component: plasma membrane. Gene Ontology annotation, biological process: transmembrane transport. Bases 322 to 1803 code for a protein of 493 amino acids. The record is from RefSeq and is a predicted model, not a curated record. The transcript has 6 exons. Gene Ontology annotation, molecular function: transmembrane transporter activity.
CACUUUGUGCAUACAAAAUCACAAAUACAGCUGUCUAAGUCUAAGUUCGUAAUCGUGCUCGUUUCCAGACUGUAGUUCCAUCAUUCAACCACUAGAUGGAGCCAACUCGCCACUUUUCAACGACUCGCUCCUCAUACCGGCUGAGCUUGACGUCUCCCUUCAGUUCUGACUUUCCAAGCUAGCAGAUGGAGCCUGGAGCCUUCGCUCCUUAUGCUAGCUCGUUAGCAUCGUUAGCAUCAGAAUAAAAUCACCACUGCAUGUUUCAUCUCUGCAAAACAGACUUUUUUUAUCAGCAUAUAACGUCAGCGCAGUCCGCUCGACAUGGACGAGUCGGACACGGCGGCGAUCCUCCCCGGAGACCUCCUCGGCGCCUCCUCAGCGGACGACCAGCCGCCCGGUUCCGGGGACGGCAAAGAGGGAGCCGGUGUUCCGACCUGCAGCGGCUCCGUGCCGUCGCCGUGCGCGUGCCCUGUCCCGGUGUCCGUGGAGCCGGUGCUGUUCCUCUCCAUGUUCUCCCUGGCCCUCCAGGCGCCUCUGUCCACGCAGUACCUGUGGGACCGGAUCAGCGAGGACCUGGGCUACAACGGCUCCAGGAGGUCGGAGUGCGGCAACAGCUCGGUGGAGCCAGACCCUCUGCAGGAGGAGGUGGAAACAUUGACAGCCCACUGGAACCUGUACAUCAGCCUGGGGGGCUUUUCUGUCGGCCUCCUGGUGGUCCCGCUGCUGGGCUCGUGGAGCGACGUCGCGGGUCGCCGGGCCGUCCUCGUCCUGCCUAACAUCGGCCUGGCCCUGCAGGCCGUGGUCUACAUCGUGGUGAUGUACCUCAGGCUGCCCGUGGCCUACUUCCUGCUGGGUCGGCUGCUCAGCGGCCUCUCGGGGGAUUUCAACGCCGUCCUGGCCGGCUGCUUCGCAUACGUGGCAGACGUCAGCGACAGCAGGUCCCGCACCUUCAGGGUGGCGGUUCUGGAAGCUUGUCUGGGCGUUUCGGGGAUGUUGGCCAGCAUCGUAGGAGGCCAGUGGCGCCGGGCGCAAGGUUACAUUAACCCGUUCUGGCUGGUCCUGGCCACCAACCUGGCCUCCGCUCUUUACGCCUACCUGUUCGUCCGAGAGUCGGUGCGUCCGGACCCCGGCGCCAGGCUUUUCACCACCCGCCACCAUAAAGCCGUCUGGCGCCUGUACGCCACGGGAGGCGGCGGCGGCGACGGAGCGCUUCACAGGAGCAGGCUGUGGCUCUACACGCUGUGCUUCUUCCUGGUGGUGGCCGUUCACUUCGGCACCAGGGAGCUGUACGUGCUGUACGAGCUGAGCUCCCCGCUGUGCUGGGGCUCGGCUCUCAUUGGCUACGGCUCGGCGGCCCUGCACCUGGCCUACCUGAGCAGCCUGCUGGGGCUGAAGGUCAUGCAGCGCUGCCUGCGGGACUCCUCGGUGGCCCUGGUGGGCCUGGCCUCGAACGUAGCCGGGCUGGUGGUCUUCUCUGUGGCGGACACCACCCAGCUUAUGUUCACAGGUUACGGCCUGUGUUUCCUCUUCAUGGCUUCGACUCCUGUCCUCAGGUCAAAGCUAUCCAGGCUGGUUGACCCGUCAGAGCAAGGGGCCCUGUUUGCCUUCGUCGCCUGCGUGGAGAGCCUCUGCUUCCUUGUGGGCAGCAGCGUCUUCAACUCCCUCUAUCCAGCCACGCUGCAUUUCAUGAAGGGCUUCCCAUUCCUGUUAGCUGCCGUCAUCCUCUUCAUCCCUGCUGGAAUAAUUGGAGCUCUGCACUGUUUCGACCGGCGGAGGGAGCACAGGGACUCUCCGUCGUCCUAAAGGUGCUGAGCAGAUCCGGACGGGAGUCAGAGAGGGAAACCUGAUGGGGUUAGACACUGUGAUCCUAACAAAUCUGAAGUCAGCUGUUCUCCAAAGGGAUUCUUCCAUCCACUAAACUUUCCAGACCAAAGAACGAUGUUGCAGCUAAACCUCCUGAAAUUUGGGAGUCGGGAGAGCACGGCGUGAUCACACAGAGUUCAGAACUCAAAGAUUUUAUACAUUGAUUUUAAAUGUUGUUUUUUCUACUGUUUCGUAUCUGCCUUAUAUUUUCAUUUUAAUUUAUUUGCCUUAAUAGCUGCAGUAGCACAGUACACUGCUAAGACAUAUCUAAUAUGGCCUAAAUCAGGUGUGGCUUCUGAUUACGUCAGUAAUCAAAAAGGGACGCGCUUAUACAUUAACGCUGUCUUUUGAAGGGAAUUUAGCUAUUUUUUAAUGAAUUAUAUUCAUACUAGUGUUAUAUCAAGAAACCAUUUUUUUAUACGAGCAAAAGAUUUAUUUUAGUGACAUUUUGUCACCAAAAUGUAAAAAAAAAAAAAAAAUCAUCACAUACUGAAAGCACUUUGCCUACAACUGUGAAGAAAAACUAAACAAUAUGGAGAUCUGUACGAUCGUUUAAAAAAAAAAACUCCAACCUAAAAUUCAAAACAAGACAUCAAUAAGCUUGAGUACUUAAAUGAUAAUGAUUAUCAAAUAUAAAAAUGGGAAUUUAAAAUAAAGUUAAAUACAGAUGAUAUAAUGCACACCUCUUGUUACGUUGUAAUAAUGUAACACCAGGUUUUGAUCUUAAAUAAACUCUUUGAAUCAGUUAUUUGUUUAAAAAAAAUAAGCUUCACAUUUCUGCUGUUGUUUGUUCAUGUGAUCAAAGAUUUUAUUACAGUCUUACGGUACUUUAUGAAAUGAACAUGAAUAUGCUUGAAAAGCUAAAGUUGCUUUAAAACGGAGUUAAAGAUGGACAUGUUUUUGAUGGUUUGUUUUAAAUAAAUAGAACAGGCUGUUAUUUAUGUCAGGAGAUGUGACUGAAAAUGUUAAUUUCUCUGAUUGAAGGGACAUUUUUCGCUCAAAACAAUAAAAAUGAGACGGGUUUCCUCUCCUGUGGAAAAGUAUUGGACGGUACUGAAUUAUUAUUUCUGGAAGUUCUUCCUUAUCCCAUGGAUUAAAACGUGUAUCUGUC